CCCCGCCCCCUCCGACGUCACCGGGCUCUGCAACCGCCGGGGCGGCGCGCGCCGCUGCUGCAGUCGCUGCGGGGAGUGCGGGGAGGAGAUGGCGUCCGCUACCGACUCCCGCUAUGGGCAGAAGGAAUCCUCGGACCAGAACUUCGAUUACAUGUUCAAGAUCCUCAUCAUCGGUAACAGCAGCGUGGGGAAGACCUCGUUCCUGUUCCGGUACGCCGACGACUCCUUCACGCCCGCCUUCGUCAGCACCGUCGGCAUCGACUUCAAGGUCAAAACCAUUUACCGGAACGACAAACGCAUCAAGCUGCAGAUCUGGGACACAGCCGGGCAGGAGCGGUACCGCACCAUCACCACCGCGUAUUACCGCGGGGCCAUGGGCUUCAUCCUGAUGUACGACAUCACCAACGAGGAGUCCUUCAACGCCGUGCAGGACUGGUCGACCCAGAUCAAGACGUACUCAUGGGACAACGCGCAGGUGCUGCUGGUGGGGAACAAGUGUGACAUGGAGGACGAGCGCGUGGUGUCGGCGGAGAAGGGCCGGCAGCUUGCCGAGCACCUGGGCUUCGAGUUCUUCGAGGCCAGCGCCAAGGACAACAUCAACGUCAAGCAGACCUUCGAGCGGUUGGUGGACAUCAUCUGCGAGAAGAUGUCGGAGUCGCUGGACGCAGCCGACCCCGCCGUCACCGGCGCCAAGCAGGGCCCGCAGCUGUCGGACCAGCAGGCCCCCCCGCACCAGGACUGCGCCUGCUAGGGCCCCCCGGUGCGGCCCCCCCUCGCCUCCCCCUAUUUUCCCCAGGGGGGGCUUUUGCUGCUGAUACCUCGCAGGUUCCCAAAGGGCCGCGGUCCCUUUCAGAGCCUGCCCUGCUCCCCCCAUCAAUUAGGCUGUGCCCCCCCCAU
Molecule: messenger RNA, 897 nt
Organism: Numida meleagris (helmeted guineafowl)
Lineage: Eukaryota; Metazoa; Chordata; Aves; Galliformes; Numididae
Gene: RAB3A
Product: RAB3A, member RAS oncogene family
Exons: 5
Coding region: 89-751 (220 amino acids)
Biological process (GO): regulation of synaptic vesicle fusion to presynaptic active zone membrane; axonogenesis; regulation of exocytosis
Cellular component (GO): endosome; axon; synaptic vesicle
Molecular function (GO): GTPase activity; GTP binding
Source: RefSeq, a predicted model, not a curated record